AUGAGCUCUCUACCGCCGGUGGAGCUGGAGGUGGAAGUGGUCGACGACCCUAUGGAUGACGACACUUCCGAAAUGAUACCGGCUGACAGGUAUACGCUGCCGACACGCGCUGAUGCCGUUGUGGAGUUGUGGAGGUCGAAGCUCGCAGAGGGCGUGCUGUCGCCGGCCCACUUCCUGGACCACUGGAGGGUCACCGUGCCGAGGAUAUACUCGCCGCAGCCCAACAGAACAUGUCUAGACUGGUCGUUCGACGAGGAGCUGGCCCAGAAGCUGCUCAUCCAGCCGCUGGAGCAGUUCGUGUGGGGCGACGCCUGCGGGGAGCUGGUGGUGCCGCCGCGCCGCUCCACGCUCUGCGGCCGCGUUUUCAAGCAGGGCGAGCCCGCGUACAGCUGCCGCGAGUGCGGCAUGGACAACACGUGCGUGCUGUGCGUGGAGUGCUUCAAGGUGUCCGCUCACCGCCACCACAAGUACAAGAUGGGCCAGUCGGGGGGCGGGGGGUGCUGCGACUGCGGCGACACGGAGGCCUGGAAGAGGGACCCCUUCUGCGAGCUGCACACGGCGGCUGAGAGCGACGAGAAGGAGUCGCAACCGAGCAUCGGGCCCGACGUGCUGGAGAGGAUGAGGGUCGUGGCCUCCGUCUGCCUCUCGUACUGCUUCCGUCUGCUGACCCUGGACCACGCGCCGGGGCUGCCCAAUGAGCUCAGGUUGAAAGACGGCGAGCGGGAUCUGCUCCAGAUCCUGGACCAGCCGGACUGCUACUGCACGGUGCUGUACAACGACGAGACCCACACCUUCGAACAGGUGAUAGCGACCCUGAACCGAGUGCUGAAGUCCAACCACCGCGACUCGGUGGAGCUGGUGAGCCUCAUAGACCGCGAGGGCCGAGCCCUGGUCAAGUGCAACUCCUUCCAGAUCUGCGACAAGCUGAAGAGCGACAUCGAAGCGUUCACGUCGCGGCACGGGCCCAUCCUGAAGGUGCUGGUGAUGCACGCGCACGUCAUCGCCCACCAGACCUUCGCCAUGAAAUUGCUGCAUUGGCUGCAGAACUUCGUGAGCAAGGAGCAGCAGCUGCGGCUGGCCGUGAGCCACGUGGCGCUGGGCGAGGGCGUGGGGCUGGUGGGGGCGGGGGCGGGGCUGGGGGCGGGAGCGGCCGGAGGCUGCGGCGGCGUGGCGGGCGGCGUGAUGCAGAACGACUGCCGCAUGUGGAAGGCGGCGCGCACCGCCUGGCACCGGCUGCUCAUCGCCACCACGCUCAUGGACUACGACACCAAACGGACCAUGGCCAUCCUCUUCACCAAGAACUACGGUUCGAUCCUGAAGGACUUCAUACGGGACGACCACGACCACUCGUUCUCCAUCUCCUCGCUGUCGGUGCAGCUGUUCACGACGCCCACCCUGGCCCACCACCUCAUCGCCAAGCACGACGCGCUGUUCGUGGUGAUGAACACCUUCGUCAGCGAGUGCCAACACAGAUGCAACAAUAAGGGCCGUUUGGAGUUCGACCGGAACCACGUCUCGAUGGCGUUCAAACGCGCCCAGUUCAUAUUGUACGACGUGAAGUACCUGCUGGGCAGUGUGCCCACCACCUUCGACGACGACCUGCGUAAGGGCUUCCUGCACGGGCUCUCCCUGAUCAUCUCGCUCCUGGUCAUGAUGCAGGGCAUGGACUCCGUUGUGAGACAGAGGGGCCAGCACAUGGAGUACGAGCCGGAGUGGGAGUCCGCUUUCAACUUGCACGUGAAACUGGCUCACAGCAUCACGCUGGCUCUGGAGUGGUGCAGCAGCGAGCGCGGGCUUCUCGCCUCCGCCUACCGGAUGGCGCUGCGCCGCCACGCCGACACGUGCACCCACGAGCCCCACCAGCUCAGAGAGCUGGGCAACCAGAGCGCGCUGGUGAUCCCGUACGACGUGUCCAGCGAGCCAGUGUCCAUCCACCGGCCGCUGUCCCGCUUCAUCGCCGGCCUGCACCUGCAGCUGCAGCGGCACGGGCUGGCCUACCACAGCCGCGAGUUCGACCGCGCGGACAGGCCCAAGCCCACGCCCGAGGAGCUCAUAGAGCCGGUGCUGUGCACCACGGCGAUGAUAGCGCAGGUGCACGCGGGCAUGUGGAGGCGGAACGGCUACGCGCUCCUCAACCAGCUCUACUUCUACCACAACGUCAAGUGCCGCACGGAGAUGCUGGACCGGGACGUGGUCAUGCUGCAGAUUGGCGCGUCGCUGAUCGAGAGCAACGAGUUCAUAAUUCACGUGCUGAACAAGUUCAACCUGCUGGAGUGGGCGGCGGCCGACUUUGAGCAGCAGAACCUGGAGUAUGACACCCUUCGGCAGACCAGCAGCAUGGUUGAGGAGUUCCUCGGACUGCUCAUCACCGUGGUCGGUUCGAGAUACGUACCGGGCGUCGGAGAGGUGACAAACGAGGAAAGAACGAAGAAGGAGAUAAUACAGAUGCUGUGCGUGAAGCCGAUGCCGCAUUCCGAGCUGAACAGGUCCCUGCCCGAAGACCAGCUGCACGAGACGGGCCUGGAGGCCGUGAUCCACGAGGUGGCCGACUUCGUGAAGCCGCAGAGUGGCAGCAACCGAGGCGUCUACAAGCUCAAGCCCCACCUGUACGACGAGUACGACACCUUCUUCUACCACUACACCAGGGAGGAGCUCUCCAAGAGCGAGGAGGAACAGAGGAACAGGAGGAAGGCUGCCGGGCUGGCGGAGUGCUGCCCGCCGCCGGCGCUGCCGCGGCUGUCGGCCGCCUUCCGGCUGCUGGCCAGCCUGCUGCAGAGCGACGCAGCGCUGCACGUGCUGCGCUGCGUGCUCGAGCGAGCGCUCGACCUGCGCGCGCGCUCCUUCUCCGAGACGCAAGUGCACAAGGCACUACAUUUGAUAGGCUACGCCGUCCGCGACGAAGAGAGCGGCCACUACGAGUUUCUGGCGUUUGCGGAGAGCGCACAGCGCAGUGGGCUUUUGGCACUGCUGCAGAAGCUGGUCAGCUGUCCACGCGUGGACGCCCACAUCCCACUCGCCAAAUGGCUCCUCGCCAGGCUCAAGUCGCUGUUGGGGCAGGACAAUCAGACUGAAGAAGGGGAUAAAAUGGACACCGAUCAAGAUGAAAAGCAAUGCGCUGGGGACCCAGCCGACGCGGAGAAAACAAGACGGGCCAAGUUGGCAGCGGAGCGACGUGCUAAAUUAAUGGCACAGAUGAAGGCUCAAAUGAACCAGUUCAUAUCCAAUAACGCAGUACUCUUCGAAGAGACCACCACCGAGGUGACCGCCGAGGAGCAGGUGCUGCGGCCCCUGUACGCCGGCGCCGCGCUGGGGGUGUGGGGCGGAGGGGUCCCGGACUCGCCCCGGGUCUGCAUCAUGUGCCAGGAAGAGGCGCGCGUGGAGUCGGCCUCGGAGCCGCUGGUGCUGGUGGCGUUCGUGCAGCAGUCGAGCCCGCACGUCUCCAGCUGCGGCCACGCGCUGCACGCGCGCUGCUGCCGCAAGUACGUCGACGGCGUGCGCGACAAGGAGAAGAUCAGACCUUACCGCCUUCGCCAACCAGUGGCCUUCGACGUGGAGAAGAAGGAGUACCUGUGCCCGUUGUGCGAGAGGCUGUGCAACACCGCUCUUCCUCUGAUACCUGCACCCUCGUUGCCGAGUGGCAGCCCUCCGCCACUCAGCGAGGAGACCUACAACAAUUCGGUGGACCUCAUAUUGAAGCUCAGGCAUCAGGUGUCCUCCGAGGCGGUGCACGUGUGCACGGAGUACUGCGAGGACAUCCACUGCCGCGCGCGCGCGCGCUCGGAGGGCGCCACUAGCGACGAGGGCGAGCUGGAGACUCCGCCCCAGGCCGAGGUGUACGCCUCCACACACGCGGAGACCGUGCUGCCGGCCGAGCUGCUGGUGCACUUCGACACGCCGCCCACGCCCAACCACCUCGCCACCACCCUCGUCGAGGACUUCGUCCAGAUGCUGCCGAUCGUUUGUAACUCGCUGGAGACGGGCGGGCUGGUGGCCAUCGCGGCUCUGUACCGCUCCACGUCGUACACCAUCAUGAGCACGGACGCCGUCCUGCAGGCGGAGAAGAGACCGCUCCUGGGCGAGCUGCCGUCACGGCACAGGGACGCGCUGCAGGCGCUGAUAAGGCUGGCGGCAGCCAUACCCUCGGUGUGGCCCACACCCAAGCACGUGUCGCACCACGCGCUCAGCACGCUGAACACUUUAGCGCGCACCUCUCCACUCAGCCACGAGGUGUUCGGGACCCUGGUGGCCCUAGUGCUCACCGUGCCCUCGCUGUUCUGCAAGCCGGCCGGCCCGGCCCGACCCACGCACCUCGCCCGCCAAAUAGCCCUGGACUCGUUCAGGGCCGAGCUGACCAGGGCGAUGAUCGCGGUCGACCUCGCCGGCUGCAAGGCGGAGCCGAUGGACGGCCAGGAGGGGCACAGGCCCAGGCCCGACCUGGAGAACCUGCUGCCCCUGGCGAGGGAGCUGCGCCGGGGGAAACUGGACGUGGACAGCGUGAGCGCCGAAGCCGUGUGGGAGCGCGUCAAGAGCCAGUGCCACAGCUUCCUGCGCUGCUGCUGCCUCUUCUUCCACUUCCUGAGCGACAUCAUCCCGCCCACGGAGCUGACGGUGGCGGGCGGCGACACGUGGGACUCGAUGUGCGCCUACCUGGACCUGCCGAGCAACUUCAGCGAGCUGCUAGACACGCCGCUGGCGAGGAGGAAGGCGCUGGAGUGGGCGGCGCUCUCG
This is a messenger RNA of Iphiclides podalirius (scarce swallowtail), 4728 nucleotides long. NCBI's taxonomy places the organism in Eukaryota, Metazoa, Arthropoda, Insecta, Lepidoptera, Papilionidae. The record is from the annotation of a GenBank genome assembly.